ACCCACCCUGACACAGCCAAAGCAAAGCUAACAUUACAGCUACUCACGCACGUAACACUAAGCUAGCGAGGUAGCUAGAUCGAGCAAUGGCGGCAUCCAAGACGACGAGCAGCAUCGCCGUAGUGGCGGUGGUCGUGGCCCUGCUGUGCCUGGGCGCGCGGCCGGCAGAGGCGUGUAACGGCCACCCGUGCCCGUCUCCGGCGGGAAAGUGCCCGGUGAACGCCGUGAAGCUGGCGGUGUGCGCGGACGUGCUGGACGGGCUGAUCCACGUGGUGCUGGGGCCGCAGCCACCCAAGCAGCCUUGCUGCUCCCUCAUCUCCGGCCUCGUCGAUCUGGACGCCGCCGCCUGCGUCUGCCUCGCCAUCAACGCCAACGUCCUCGGCAUCAACCUCGACAUCGACGUCGACCUCACCCUGCUGCUCAACUACUGCGGCUGCAAGGUGCCCAAGGGCUUCACCUGCGCCUGAUCAGCCAGUCAUCGAGCAGCCUACCAAGCUCGUGCUUGCAUAGAUGUGUCAUGUGUGUGGCUGCGUGCGUUGUAAAAGGAGCAUUCUCAUACAGUACGUAUGAUCAUCAGCACCACGUUAAUACGCACUCCUACGUGUUAAUUUCCAAGUCGUGUGUGCGUUGUAAAAGGAACAUUUUCAUCCAAUAAAAAGGUCUAGAAUUUGUGUUCAAUAAA
Molecule: messenger RNA, 682 nt
Organism: Lolium perenne
Lineage: Eukaryota; Viridiplantae; Streptophyta; Magnoliopsida; Poales; Poaceae
Product: lipid transfer protein EARLI 1-like
Source: RefSeq, a predicted model, not a curated record